This is a messenger RNA of Taeniopygia guttata (zebra finch), 2036 nucleotides long. It is a transcript of the gene TINAGL1, whose product is annotated as tubulointerstitial nephritis antigen like 1. The record is from RefSeq and is a predicted model, not a curated record. Gene Ontology annotation, biological process: proteolysis. NCBI's taxonomy places the organism in Eukaryota, Metazoa, Chordata, Aves, Passeriformes, Estrildidae. Gene Ontology annotation, molecular function: peptidase inhibitor activity; cysteine-type peptidase activity.
CGGCGGGCGCGGCAGGUGCGGGGACAUGAGCGGGGACAUGCGGGCCCUGCUGUGCCUCUGGCUGGUGGCCCAGGUGGCCCUGGUGGCCCAGGUGGCCGUGUCCUCCCGGCUCCGCACCCGCCGGGAGCUGGGCCCGGGGCUGUACCAGCACGGGGUGUACGACGCCGGCGGCUCCUACUGCCAGCGCGGGGACGUGUGCUGCCGCGGCCGCGACGACGCCUGCACCGUGCCCUACCACGACACCCUCUGCUACUGCGACCUCUUCUGCAACCGCACCGUCUCCGACUGCUGCCCCGACUUCUGGGAAUACUGCCUGGGCAUCCCGGCGCCCUUCCCCAAAGCCCCAGGCUGUGCCCGUGCCGGACGCGAUUAUCCCCCCGGAGCCACGUACCGGGAGAACUGCAACCUGUGCACCUGCGGCCCCGGCGGGCAGUGGCAGUGCGAGGACCGCGCCUGCCUGAUGGACGGGGAGCUGAUCGAUGCCAUCAACCGCGGCAAUUACGGCUGGAGAGCCGCGAACUACAGCCAGUUCUGGGGGAUGACCCUGGAGGACGGGAUCCGGCACCGUUUGGGCACCUUCCGCCCCUCUCCCACCGUCAUGAACAUGAACGAGCUGCAUAUGAACAUGGACUCCAACGAGGCGCUGCCGCGGCACUUCGACGCCGCCGCCAAGUGGCCCGGGAUGAUCCACGAGCCCCUGGACCAGGGCAACUGCGCCGGCUCCUGGGCCUUCUCCACGGCCGCCGUGGCCUCGGACCGCAUCUCCAUCCACUCCAUGGGGCACAUGAGCCCCGCGCUGUCCCCCCAGAACCUCCUGGCCUGCGACACCCGCAACCAGCGCGGCUGCAGCGGCGGCCGCCUGGACGGGGCCUGGUGGUACCUGCGCAGGAGGGGAGUGGUGACAGACGAGUGCUACCCGUUCACGAGCCAGCAGAGCCAGCCCGCGGCUCCGCCCUGCAUGAUGCACAGCCGCUCCACGGGCCGGGGCAAGCGACAGGCGACAGCGCGGUGCCCCAACCCCCAGACCCACUCCAACGAGAUCUACCAGUCCACCCCCGCCUACCGCCUCUCCUCCAGCGAGAAGGAGAUCAUGAAGGAGCUGCUGGAGAACGGCCCCGUGCAAGCCAUCCUGGAGGUGCACGAGGAUUUCUUCAUGUACAAGAGCGGGAUCUACCGGCACACGCCCGUGGCCGAGGGGAAGGGCCCGAAGCACCAGAGACACGGGACCCACUCGGUGAAAAUCACCGGGUGGGGAGAGGAGCAGCUGCCUGAUGGCCAGACCCAAAAAUACUGGACGGCGGCCAACUCGUGGGGCACGGCGUGGGGCGAGGGCGGCCACUUUCGCAUCGCCCGCGGCAUCAACGAGUGCGAGGUGGAGACUUUCGUGGUGGGGGUCUGGGGCCGCGUCAGCAUGGAGGACAUGCCCCACAAGUGAGCCCCCCACCCCACCCGCGAUGUCCCUGUCCCCCGGCCGGGGGGCUGCGUGUCCCCGCUGUGCUGACACAGCGGCUGGGGGGCACUGGGGCGUGCGAGGGGGGUGCUGCUCCCGUCUCCCGUGGGAUUUAGCCGCUAAUCCCCCCGCCCCGGGCUCGGCUCUUCAAAGGCAGCUGCACCCCCCACCCCACCGCAAAUCCCGGCUGGGGGUGUGGGAUCCCCCCCUCCCCCCCUUUUCCCAAUGGGAAGGGACCCCCAACAUUCCUGCCCCUCCCAGCAGGGCAGCGCUGGAGUUGGGGUGUGAAAUAACCCAAUUGGGGGGGGUCCCCUGAGCCCCCAGGGCUGGGUGUCGCCAGGAUGGGGUCCCCCCCCAGCCCGUCCCUAUGGUGCUAUGGCCCUGCCACCCCCCUGGGGGACAGCAGGGACAAGGGGGGGCUCAGCCCCGUGGUGUCCCCAUCCUGGUGGGGUCACGAGUGGGGUCCAGCACAGCCCGGGACCUCCCCCUGCCCUCCCCCCCCCACCCAAGGGCUGUACUUUUAAGACAUUUUUUUGUAUUUAUUUUGCUUUUUAUUGUUUGUAAAUAAAGUUCUGGAAGGCUCAGA